UUACAUGUUUUUGAUAAUGAACAUUCUCAUUGACAUUGAAGAAGCAGAUGAAGUGUGUGAGAUUGAGAAGGACGUGGAUGGUUCCGUUAACUCUGAGGUGAUAAAUGAGCUGUUUGAUGAAGUCCUGGAGGAGAGCGAUGAGAAAAGUGAUGAGGAGGAUGCGGAAGAAGAUGCUCUGAAUAUCUCCUCCAUGUCUCUCCUUGGUCCACUUGCAGAGACUGUAGCAGCUGUGGUCAAGAGCCCUGAAAGAAAGCCUAUGUCAUCGACUCCUUCCAGCUCAUUUAUUGCGAAGAGUUCAACCCCUGAGAGUGUAUCCAGGCCCAGUAAGUUCCAAAAGACAUGCAUGUUACGAGCUGAAUCGUCUGACAGCAUCAGUGUCCUAGAUGAGCAGCAAAACCAGAACCUUCCCUACAGCAUUGAUGCCUACAGAUCAACAAGGGUUAAGACUGAGCCAGAGAGACCUCGUGUUAAACAGGUGAUCGUGAGGAAAGAGGAUUGUUCUCAGAGAAUGGAGACCAAUGGGAGCCCCAGUCACAUCAACAUCAAGCAAAAAAUUAAGAUGUUGACCAAUGAGAUGAACCUGCAGCAGACAGUGAUCCAUCAGGCUAGUCAGGCUCUCAACUGCUGCACAGAUGAAGAGCAUGGGAAAGGAUCUCAAGUGGAGGCUGAGGCUGAGAGACUGCUGCUUAUUGCCACCGAAAGGAGGGCUGCUCUGAAGGCUGAUUUGGACCGGCUAAAAGCAGAGGGUCCAACAGCCCAGAAGAAAAGCACAAGCAGUGCUCAGGCAGAUAUGGGUUUACCUGCUUCUAAAGGGUCCAUCUCACUGCUAGAGCUGCGACUCCCUCUGAAGGCUGACUUUAUCUGUUCUUCUGCCAACAAGCCUGAAUGUGGAAACCAUUACUUCUUUGUGAUGAUCCGUGCUGGAGCGGAGAACACAGUGGCGACUCCUCUAGCAAGCGCACGCACUGGUCUAAGUGGUGAUGCUUUGACCUUCUCCACCAAAUUCACUUUGUCUGAUGUCUCUAAUGACUUUGAGAUCGAUAUUGAGGUCUACUGUUUGGUUCAGAAACGGGAGCUGAACCCUGACAAGAGGAAAAAGCCCAGCAAGUCAAAGGCUAUAACACCAAAAAGGUUCCUUGCUAUCUCUAAGAGCAACCUCCAAACACCUGUUGUGGCCAGCCCUGGUGGUCCAAACGCAGUGCGCACCAGUAGUUUUGUACUUGUCGGAGCACACAAGCUAACUUUAGCCUCUAUUGGGAAAAACAAAUUCCCGCUGGAGAAGAUCAAAUAUGAAGGGAUUGAAAGAGAGCUGCUCAUUGACAUGUUUCACAAAAAGGUACCUUUCCUUUGUCCUUUGGAGGGGCAUAUAUACCUGAAAAUGAAGUGCGAGGUUGGAUCACGGAUAGAGGAACGAGGCUUCCUGACUAUGUUUGAGGAUGUCAGUGGAUUUGGAUCUUGGCACAGGAGGUGGUGUGUCCUUUCAGGAUACUGCAUCUCUUUUUGGACCUACCCUGAUGAUGAAAAACGAAAGAAUCCAAUUGGUCGCAUUAACCUUGCCAACUGUACGAGUCGUAAAGUGGAGCCGGCAAACAGAGAGUUCUGUGCCCGGCCCAAUACCUUUGAGCUCAUCACAGUGAGACCACAGAGGGAGGAUGACCGAGAGACCCUGGUCAGCCAGUGCAAGGACACGCUGUGUGUUACAAAGAACUGGCUAAGUGCCGACACUAAGGAUGAAAGGAAUCUGUGGAUGCAGAAGCUGAACCAGAUCUUGGUAGACCUGCGCAUGUGGCAGCCAGAUUCAUGUUAUAAACCCAUGUAAGCCUGCUCUCAUCGGGCACCAAGGGCUAAAGGUAUCCUUGUCUGACUUUCACACUGACUGUGUUUAUGUCAGAUUUGGAAGUGCAAUAUGGCAUCAUAGUUACACAGUGUUUACAGAUGUAUUUUACAAGAUUUUUAUAAAUUUGACAAGUUUUUUUUUUUAAAUCCAUAAAGCCAUAAAUUAAGACACAUUUCAGUUACCCUUACAAGGGUUUUCAGGUAUGGUUUUGAUACUUUUCUCAGUGUAAUUUAGCAAGGAUUGCUUAAUUUUUUUUUAGACUAAUUUGACUAGUUUAUUUGCUUUGUUAGACUGUCAAUUAUUGUAUGUAUAUUUAAAUUUCUUUUUGCAUGACUGCUGUAUGCUGAGAUGCUUGCUGUAGACAAAUUUCUAAGAAUAUUCAUCCAGCAAGAAAUAAGGCAAUGUCCUGAAUCUUUAAAUGAACGAAACACUUAAUGUCAGUACUUUGUGGUAAAAAAAAAAAAAAAAACUUUAAAUUAAGUACUACCAGAACCCAUUAUCUGAUUUUAUAUUUGUAUAUUUGCUGUUAUAGGGAUGACUAAACAUUUUUGCUCAUCUGUCAUCAGGAUUUGGAAUUUUAUUUAAGUUUUUCUGGGGGGAUUUGGUUAGAUUAGAGUUAUUAAAGUUGAGAAAUUUAUAUUUAUAUAAAAUGUAAGUACACAAAGGUGAACUCGCUUGGAUAAUGGAAGGAAAUUGGCUUUUUUUUUCUUUAGGCAUUUAUGAGCAAUGUUAGUCCUGUCCUUGGCUGAAAAACUGCAAACAAUUUAAGAGUUAGAUCUUUUCCCAUAACCAAAGCUCUUUUCAGCUCAGUUUCUGCAGUAACACUGAUGAGUGAUAUGUGCCUUCAAAAGAAUACAAAUGUAAUUGAUAUUUGCCAUAGAAUCUAAUUUCCUGUUUUUAUUGAAAGAAAAAUGGUACAAGACAUGUUUUUUUUUCUUUGCUUGAUUCAGAUGACUUCACAAUAAUUGUGAGUUGGAAUAUGUAUCAUGCAUAUUCCCUAUUUCUUAAGCUCUCUACAUAUAUUUUUCUGUUUGCUUUGUAACUUUAAAUGAACAUUUUAUAACAUUUUAAAUGAUUCUUACUAAAUUUAAUUUACCUAUAUCCAAAUGUGUGUUUGAAUAAGUGACACUUACAAAGUUUACAUUUACACUAAAUGUCAUAUUGUCUUUGUUUUUCGUAAUGUAUAAUUUCUUAACCUUUUCAUAUUCAAAAAUACCAAAAUUCAUACCAAAAUUCAGCCCCAUCACUGUAGUAAUCUUAAGGCACUUUAGUGUUAUGGCUGUUUUGUGUUAUGGUAUCUGAAACACUCCAAAUAUGGCUUCCAUGUAUCAUGCAGAGCUGCGGUUUCAAUAAAACCAGCUUUUGAU
Messenger RNA from Carassius auratus (goldfish), 3204 nucleotides. Its product is annotated as anillin-like. Gene Ontology annotation, cellular component: actomyosin contractile ring. Gene Ontology annotation, biological process: septin ring organization; actomyosin contractile ring assembly; mitotic cytokinesis. Lineage: Eukaryota; Metazoa; Chordata; Actinopteri; Cypriniformes; Cyprinidae. The record is from RefSeq and is a predicted model, not a curated record.